AUGAGAACACCGAAGGAACACCACGCCCUCCAAGAGAAUUUGGACACGUUACACCACUCGGCUGAUGCCUGGGAACUUCCAGUGAAUUCAUCGAAAUGCACUCAUAUGCGCCUGGGACGGGAAACACCGGAUAUUCCUUAUCUGAUGAACAACGUCCCACUGCGUUCAACGACUACCGAGAGGAAGACCCAGAUGAACACCGGGCGAGCAUGUUCUGCGGCAAGGAGCAUGCUAGGUGCCAUCCGUCGGUCGUUUGACGGCCUGUCGUUCACGGCCUUCAAGAAGUUCUUCGCCUCCUAUGUUCGCUCCCGGCUUGAAUACGGUGGACCCUCCUUAUACCCCUGCGUGCUUUCCGAAAUGGCCAACUUGUAA
Messenger RNA from Echinostoma caproni, 372 nucleotides. The record is from the annotation of a GenBank genome assembly. NCBI's taxonomy places the organism in Eukaryota, Metazoa, Platyhelminthes, Trematoda, Plagiorchiida, Echinostomatidae.